Messenger RNA from Dermacentor silvarum, 1560 nucleotides. RefSeq lists its product as uncharacterized. The transcript has a single exon. The record is from RefSeq and is a predicted model, not a curated record. Bases 136 to 1560 code for a protein of 474 amino acids. Lineage: Eukaryota; Metazoa; Arthropoda; Arachnida; Ixodida; Ixodidae.
GAUAAUGUGUUUGCUCUGACCCAGUGUGUGGAAAUUGCCCGCAAGGAAGCUCGUACUCUUGUCUGUUGCUUUUUGGACGUUUCUAAAGCAUACGACAGUGUUCCACAUGCGGAGCUGCUCCAGUGCCUGAGCGAUAUGGAGAUGCCGCUAGCGUGGACCAGUGUUCUCCAGCGCCUGUACAACAACAACAGGGUAGUCACGACCAUGUGCGGCGUCCGGUCAAGCGAGGUCGCCGUGACCAGAGGGCUAAAACAGGGAUGUCCUUUGUCUCCUCUCCUCUACAUGCUAUACGUGUCCCGGGUGGAACGUCAACUUCUGAAGUUGGGUCUUGGGUUCACCCUUGGGUACGUUGACGGGGGGAUGAAGGGCUGCUGGGUAUUACCUGGCCUUGUUUUCGCGGACGACAUCGUGCUCAUGGCAGGAAGUGCUACAGAUCUUCAGGCACAGAUGAACAGCUGCGCAGACAAAAUGGCGGCAUUAGGCCUUUCAUUUAAUGCCAAGAAGUCUGCGGUGUUGCACUUUUCCGGCCCUGCCGAAGUUGAUCGAUCCUUCACGCUUCCUGGAGGCGAGGCUGUCGAACAGGCGACUGAAUAUAGGUACCUGGGCGUCAACCUGUGCACGCAGCCUGACUACACUGCUACCCACGAAGAUCACCUACGUACGGCGUCAAGGCGGGCUGGCAGUGUCCUACGCCGGCGAGGCUUAUGGGGCUUCAACCGCUACGUCAUGGUUCGCGAGCUCUGGAAGGCGGUACACGUCCCUACCCUCACCUUUGCCAACGCCAUCAUUUGCAUGUCUUCGCCGACUCGAGAGUGGCUGGAGCGAGGCCAGCGGGUCGUCGGACGCCUCGGAACGGGAUGCCAUGGGAACGUCGCCAACGAGGCCAUCCAGGGAGACCUUGGCUGGUCAAGCUUUGAGGCACGCGAGGCCAAGAGCAAGAUUUCGUAUGAUGGGCGGCUGCGGGCGAUGGGGAAGCACCGGUGGGCACGCAGGGUGUUUGACUACGUCACUGUCAACGGCGUGCGAACAAGGUGGAUGAAGCGUCUGCAACAACUGCGCAAGAAGUUUGGGUUUUUUUGUUGCCCUACGCAAGCGGAAAACGCCCAGGUAUCGGCCAAGGCGGUAAGCAAUCAGGUGCGCCAACGCGAAACAGAAAUGUGGCGAAUGGCCAUGGACACCAAGUCGACACUGCAGCUGUACAGGACGUGCAAGACAGACAUCCACCGGGAGGACUUCUACGACAACAGCAUUGGGAGCAGUCUGUUGUUUGAGGCGCGGGCCGGCGCACUCAGAACGCUGGAAUAUCGCCACCACUUCGACCCCACCAUAGCCAGCACCAUCUGUAGGGCAUGCGGUGAGGAGGACGAGAGCAUCGAACACAUAGUGCUCCGAUGCAAGAGGCUUCCGACUUUACCGCCAGAAGACGCCACCUUCUCACACACCCUGGGAUUUCGCUCAGCCGACGACGCCACAUCAGGCAACGGGGACGAGGUGCUGCUGGCUGCGGUGAUGGUGACGAAAAGACGGCUCUCCGAGUGGUGGACCCUAGUGCGCCGCUAG